Meleagris gallopavo (turkey) is the source of this 548-nucleotide messenger RNA. The record is from RefSeq and is a predicted model, not a curated record. Lineage: Eukaryota; Metazoa; Chordata; Aves; Galliformes; Phasianidae.
ACGUCACAUGGAUGUAUGCUUGUUUCUUUUAGGCAAGCUAAUGAAGAAUAUCAAGUUCUGGCUAAUUCGUGGCGCUAUUCGUCUGCUUUUUCAAACAAGCUGUUUUUCACAAUAGUGGAUUAUGAUGAAGGAGCAGAUGUUUUUCAACAGCUUAAUAUGAACUCUGCUCCGACUUUCAUGCAUUUUCCUCCAAAAGGUAAACCCAAGAGAGCUGACACAUUUGACCUGCAGAGAAUCGGAUUUGCGGCUGAACAGCUAGCAAAAUGGAUAGCUGACAGAACAGAUGUUCAUAUUAGAGUGUUCAGGCCUCCAAAUUACUCUGGUACAAUUGCUCUGGCUCUUCUAGUAUCACUUGUUGGUGGAUUGUUAUAUCUACGAAGAAAUAAUUUAGAAUUCAUCUACAACAAAACUGGCUGGGCCAUGGCAGCUCUGUGUGUUGUAUUUGCUAUGACAUCUGGUCAGAUGUGGAAUCAUAUCCGUGGACCCCCAUAUGCUCAUAAGAAUCCUCAGAAUGGACAAGUGGUAAGUUAAUUCUUUUAAUUUUUUUC